Aquila chrysaetos chrysaetos is the source of this 1504-nucleotide messenger RNA. It is a transcript of the gene AVEN, whose product is annotated as apoptosis and caspase activation inhibitor. Lineage: Eukaryota; Metazoa; Chordata; Aves; Accipitriformes; Accipitridae. The record is from RefSeq and is a predicted model, not a curated record. Gene Ontology annotation, biological process: negative regulation of G2/M transition of mitotic cell cycle. The transcript is spliced from 6 exons. Bases 84 to 1160 code for a protein of 358 amino acids.
GCGGCCUCUUUCCGGGAGGAGGCGGGGACCGGCGCGGCACAGGCCGGCCCGAGGCGGCGCGGGGUAGGGGCGCCUGAGCAGCCAUGCAGUCUGAGCGGGGCGGCAGCCGGCCCCGCAGGGAAGGUGGCCGGCACGGCCGGCGGCGGCCCGGCGGCGCGGAGAGGGCGGCCGAGGCGGCGACCGAAGGAAGCUGCGGGGACGGCCGCGGAGGAGGCGGGGGCCGGGGAAGAGGCGGCGCUCGCGGGCAGCGAGGAGGCGGGGGCCGGGGCAGGCGAGAGCCUCGAGGUCGCGGGGCAGCGGCGGCGCCCGCCGCUCAGCGCCACCGGCGGGUAGAGGAGGAUGAUGACACUGAAUCACGAGAGGAAGAAGAGAAGGAAGAACUGAAAAGCUUCUCGAGAAGAAAGAUUUUUUCCAACUGGAGCCGCUAUGAGGAUACAGAAAAGGAGGGACAGAGUGAACGUGGGGAAUCGCAGAGAGGGACAGACUUCAGUGUUUUGCUUAGCUCAGCAGGAGAUUCCUUUACACAGUUCCGAUUUGCUGACGAGAAAGAAUGGGAUAGAGAAAGCAUAUGCCAUAAGCAGUUAUCUGCACUUUCUGUUGACUGCCAGUCUUUGGUCCAGGCCCUUCAGGAAUUGCCUCUACAUCUGAGGUUGAAUGUAGCUGCUGAACUUGUGCAGGCAUCAAUACCUGUAGAGCUCCCACAGAUGAAGUCUAAAAUUAUUGAAGAUAGCAAGAGGAGAGAGCUUCUGUUCCGACAGUCUCUGGCUCAAAGUGAAACGGUGCUGGUCUCCCAUCCUGUUGGUGAUUCUCUUGCUCCCUCAGAGCCCAGAAGUAAAAAUGGUCCUAGAGCAAGUGCAGCAGAACCAUUUCAAAGAGCCCAUCUGCUAUCAAAGCAAGAGACUGACCAUUUGGAUGAAGAACUAGAUCUUCUCCUAAAUCUAGACGCCCCCAUUGAUACAGAAAACAAACCUGUCUCAGGUGCAUUAUCCUAUAACAGAUCAACUGAGAAAGAAAAAUUGAAAGUGGCUUGUAAGGAAAAUGACCCUUUAAAACUAGAUAUGGCUGAAGAGAAGAGUACAGCAUCACAGCAACAACAAAGUACAUCUAAAAACUUUACUGAGGAAGAGCUUGAAGACUGGCUGGACAGCAUGAUUUCCUGAAGCUCAGAUUUUCUUAUGUGAAUAGCUGAAUAUAGCAAACAUGAAGUAGGAAGUGGAAUCUUCCUUUAUCUCCUUGUUACUUCCUUCAUCUGUUUCACUUUGUUCAGUAUGCCAAAUGCCUGGUUUUCUUUGCUGGCACCUAAAAUUCUGUGCAGCCAAAAUUCAUUUAGAUGUGAUAGACAAUUGUCUAAGACUAAUAUUCUUAGAAAGGUCUAAAAUUUGUGAUGAAAUUAGGAUUUUCUUUGCUAAAGAUGCAGGCUACAGCACACUAAGAGAACAAUUAUUUCAGCUGUACUUGCUCUAUGUAGUCCUUAAAAUAAAGCUAUGAAUGAAUGAACAAUGAA